AGCCAUGCGAAUUCUCUCCCCCGAUGCAAGAACAGCGAGCUAACCAGUAGCCCAAAGCCCAUCUCAAAUGCCAAAGGCCGAGUCCUUGCUCAAGAAGAGCAGCCUCAGCCCAAGCAAACCGUUGAAAACAGCUUCUUGAACUCACCCAUCUGAUCAAACAACUCGCUUCCUUCUGUUGCGAGAUAAACUCGAAUUUUUUCUACUCGAGCUCAUCUUCUGACAGACAUCGUUUCGCGUGAUGAAGUGGGAGAGAUUUCUAUCGAUUCCGAUAUUUGCCGUGUUCCUUCUGAUGGGUUUUGUUUAUUACAUCACCCUGUUCGUUUCCAUUGAAGAUUGGGUCGGUUUACGGAGCUCGGACGGAUCGUUUCACGCCUUGGCCUUCAGUUUCUUGGCUUUCUACAGUGUUUUCUCGUUCUUCGUCUGCGUGCUCACUGACCCGGGACACGUUCCUCCUUCUUACGUCCCUGAUGUUGAAGAUAGGGAGCUCUCGGAUCAAGAAUUUAGGAGAAAUGUUACACAUCAAAGGAAAUGUGAGAUUUGUUCUACAUACAAGCCUCAAAGAUGUCAUCAUUGCCGAACCUGCAGAAGGUGUGUUUUGAGGAUGGAUCAUCACUGUCGAUGGAUCAACAACUGUGUUGGUUACUGGAACUACAAGGCCUUUUUUAUACUUGUCUUCUUUGCUACUGUAGCAAGCAUCUAUUCAAUGGUCAUCUUUAUAGCAUGUGUUCUCCAAAAGGACUGGGAAGUUUUGGGACGAUCUCACCUCAAGGUUCUUUAUGUUACAUGUGGAACAUCUGUGAUUGGCCUGAGUAUGACGCUGGGUUCUUUGUUGUGCUGGCAUGUCUACCUCAUGACCAAUAACAUGACAACCAUAGAGUAUUACGAAGGAGUACGAGCACGAUGGCUGGCAAAAAAAUCUGGGCAGAGCUAUCGUCAUCCGUUCAACCUUGGUGUUUACAGAAACGUGACAUCGGUCCUUGGCCCAAACAUGCUAAAAUGGUUACUGCCAACAGCAGUAAGCCAUUUAAAGGACGGUAUCAGCUUCCGCAUUGCACAUGAUACGAGGCAGACAACAUGAAACAAGAUUAUCGGGCAACCUAUUCAAUUGUUCUUCUCUUCCGGAGUUGGAACGUCGUCAAAGAAUUGAGGCGGAAAGUGGAGUUCCAUGACCUCAAGCCUGUCAACUCGGAUGCAUACAAUCUUGUAGGAAAGACUCACGAUAUUAGAAAGUUGGUAGACACGCGGAAUGACUAUUCUUCAUCACGUCGAGUGUGUCGAAACAUGACGCGUGCAGUUGCAGGUAUCACUGCUGUCAAUAUUCAUUACUUGUACAUCAAGGUUUUUUUUUUGUUAUCAUAUAUCCACUCUUCUAUAUUUAA
This is a messenger RNA of Syzygium oleosum, 1379 nucleotides long. RefSeq names its product probable protein S-acyltransferase 15. Gene Ontology annotation, molecular function: palmitoyltransferase activity. The record is from RefSeq and is a predicted model, not a curated record. NCBI's taxonomy places the organism in Eukaryota, Viridiplantae, Streptophyta, Magnoliopsida, Myrtales, Myrtaceae. The transcript has 7 exons. The coding region runs from base 239 to 1078 and encodes 279 amino acids.